This is a messenger RNA of Micromonas commoda, 435 nucleotides long. RefSeq lists its product with no specific name. The record is from RefSeq and is a predicted model, not a curated record. NCBI's taxonomy places the organism in Eukaryota, Viridiplantae, Chlorophyta, Mamiellophyceae, Mamiellales, Mamiellaceae. Gene Ontology annotation, cellular component: nucleus; cytoplasm; TRAPP complex. The transcript has 2 exons. Gene Ontology annotation, biological process: endoplasmic reticulum to Golgi vesicle-mediated transport. The coding region runs from base 1 to 435 and encodes 144 amino acids.
AUGGUGGGCCUCGCCACGUUCAUGAUCGUCUCGCGCGAGGACGUCCCUUUGUACGAGGCCGACCUGGGUAAGGGCAUCGAGGCGUCGUCGUCCGCCGCGCAGAAACGCGACGACGCGGCGCAUCUUCACCAGUUCGUCAUGCACGCCGCGCAGGACUUCGUGGAGGAGCGCAUGUGGGAGACUAACGGCAUGUACCUCAAGCUCGUGGACCGGUUCAACGAUCUCUACACCUACGCGUGGGUCACCGCGGGCGGAUGCAGGUUCCUGCUCCUGCACGACGCGAGGAACGAGGAGAACGUUCGGUCUUUCUUCGACGAGGUGCACCAGCUGUACUUGCGCGUGGCGCUCAACCCCUUCCACACGCCGCGGACGCCGAUCGAGAACGAGGUGUUCGACAGGCGGGUGCGUCAGGCGGCGAGGCGACACUUCCCGUGA